Trichoplax adhaerens is the source of this 678-nucleotide messenger RNA. RefSeq lists its product as uncharacterized. Gene Ontology annotation, cellular component: membrane. Gene Ontology annotation, molecular function: hexosyltransferase activity. NCBI's taxonomy places the organism in Eukaryota, Metazoa, Placozoa, Uniplacotomia, Trichoplacea, Trichoplacidae. The record is from RefSeq and is a predicted model, not a curated record. The transcript has a single exon. The annotation marks the transcript as partial.
CCUCGACGUUGUAAUCAACCAGCAUUUGUAGUGUUUGCAAUUAAUAGCGCAGCGCGCCAUUUCGAUCAGCGUUUCGGAAUUCGUCAGACAUGGGGCAAUACAUCCGAAUUUCAACAACGAAUUCGUAUUGCUAAUUUAUGGAGAUUAAUCUUUAUUGUUGGACGUACUGGUAAUAUUAAAAUAGAUCGACGUGUAGAUGAAGAAGCUCGACUAUUUGGCGAUUUAGUAAUUACUGAUUUAAUCGAACAUCAUCAUGUCUUAACUGAGAAGACAAUACUAGGCAUGUAUUGGGCGCGCCGCUACUGCCAGACACAAUUUUAUUACAAGGGCGAUGAUGAUGUCUGGAUUAAUAAAUGGCGUCUAUUUGAUUAUUUAGUAACACUAAGUCUUAGGCCUACAGUUAAUCCAAGUCAUUGUUGGAUUGGAUUCGUUUCAACAAUGAAUCGUAUCCCGAUACGCGAUAAAAGUAGUAAAUACUACAUUUCUUAUGAUAAUUAUCCAAUGGAUAAGUUCGCACCAUAUUGUUCCGGCUUUGGUUAUUUUAUGACUGGUCAGACUGCCGAUCGACUAAUCUGGGCUAUACCUUAUGUGCAAAAAAUACCCGGCCUUGAUGAUGUCUACAUUGGUUUAUUAGCUAAUGUCACUCAUGUCGAGCCUACACAUAACGAUAAUUUCCAU